This is a messenger RNA of Oncorhynchus tshawytscha (Chinook salmon), 10049 nucleotides long. RefSeq names its product ankyrin repeat domain-containing protein 12. Bases 288 to 6590 code for a protein of 2100 amino acids. Lineage: Eukaryota; Metazoa; Chordata; Actinopteri; Salmoniformes; Salmonidae. The record is from RefSeq and is a predicted model, not a curated record. Gene Ontology annotation, cellular component: nucleoplasm. Gene Ontology annotation, molecular function: protein binding. The transcript has 14 exons.
GGGGGUUCCUCCUUGGAGACGGACGGACUGUUUUCAAACCCACAGCAAUACAACUGGAAAACAGACGUCAGGCUAAUACAGCUACUGUUCAUGUCCCAAUCAUUUCAGGGAAAUUACUCUUUAUAUUCACGUUGUUCAUAUUCAUGGAUGAACACGAAUGAACAAGAGGAAAACAAAACGCAUUGGAAAAGGGGCAUGAUGAGCGUGCUGGGCCGUAGCUGUCGUAGCUAGUCACACGGUGGGUGGGAGGGGAGGGAGUCCAUCCGCACCACCAGCAACACUGCACCAUGGCGAAACCCGGGGCCGACAGAGAUGGAUCCAUGGUGGACAAACCGACUGGGAAGAAGAGCAAAGAUAAGAUUUCCCUCUUCACCAAGACUCCGAAGCUUGACCGCAGUGAGUUUCUGGGGGGGAAGGAAGGGAAACCACCCAAGUCUAUCAUGAAACGCAAACUGUCCUUCACCGUGAGCCCCCCUUGCAACAAGGAGAGAGAAUCAGACACAGAUGAGUCAGACCCAGGCCAGUCCACUGAGUCCUGGGGAGAGUCUGAAGGGAGGUUAGUGACUCCCUGCAGGAUGUGUUUAGCAGAUAAAGAUGGCCCGGAUAAGAAGAAAGUCAAGAAGGAGUCUGGGGGGAGUAAGAAGGCCCCGGUUAAUCUCCUGUUUGGAUACCCGCUGUCGGAACGAAAGCAGAUGGCCCUCCUGAUGCAGAUGACCGCCAGGGACAACAGCCCAGACUCGACACCUAGCCACCCGUCCCAGGCCCCCCCGGUGCAGAAGAAGCUCCCCAGCAGCACGGCCUCCAGAGCGAGGGACAAGGUGAACAAGAGGAACGAGCGUGGCGAGACGCCGUUACACAUGGCCGCCAUACGAGGGGAUGCCAAGCAUGUCAAGGAGAUCAUCAGCCUGGGAGCUGAUGUCAACGUCAAAGACUUUGCAGGCUGGACCCCUCUUCACGAGGCAUGUAACCUUGGUUACUACGACGUGGCCAAGGUUCUGAUCGCGGCCGGCGCAGAAGUCAACACCCAGGGUCUGGACGACGACACUCCGCUCCACGAUGCCUCCAGUAGUGGACAUACAGACAUUGUGAAGCUGCUGCUGAGACAUGGAGGCAAUGCAUUCCAGGCCAACAAGAGAGGGGAGCGGCCCGUGGACAUCGCUGAUUCCCACGAGCUGGAGCUCCUCCUAAAGGGAGAGGUGCCCCUCUCAGACCCAGAGGACAGCUCCUCAGAGUCUGAAGACCCUCCUUCGGUUAACCCCUCAAGUGUGGACGUGGAUGAUGACAACAUGGACGACUCGGACAUGGAGAAAGUCUCUGAAGGCAAACGGAGCACCGUGAAGGCCUCACCCCCCAUGUCUGGCCUGGAUGAGUAUGAGUUCAAAGACGAGGAGGAAGAAGAAGACCUGAGUAAAGCCCUGAACGACAGACACAUCCUCCGGAGAGAGCUGAGGCAGGAAGAGAAGGAUCAUUUGGCCGUGAAGCAGAGCGGUAAAGGGGACGGGAGCGUCUCAGUCCAGUCCUCUAAGUCUAAGAAGACGAAGACGUUGUCCCGCAUCCUGUAUUGCACCUCGGAUAGUUCCAGUGAUGAGAUGGAGAUGCCGUCAGAGAGAAGGAGCUCUCCAACCUGUUCCCACGGCUCGGAGGGACACAAGGCGUCAGACGCCAGCAGGACUAAGAAAGAGAACCUCUCCGAAAAGAAAGACAAAGGCAGCAAAGUAAAGAAGAAGAACAAGAGCAAGAGUAAGAACAAGGAGAACCAGGAGGAUAGGAAGGAAAACAGCAAAGCUCUGGUGUUCUCCGUAGCCACUGUGUCUGUGUCGGAGACACACGCAGACAAGAACAACCGGGGACUCUGUGGGGACGAAGACUCGUUCAAGAUGUCCUUCAGUCCCAAGGAUGACUCGUCCGUCCACCUCUUCCAUCUGUCUGCCACCGUCAAGUCCCCCAAGCUCAACCACGGCCUGGCCGACAAGCAGCCGUCCUCCAACCCGCUCAAACAGGAGAACGCCAAGAUGACGUGCGUCUCGAUUGCCGAAGGUCCCUGUCCGCCGGAUGGUGUCAAGUACAACCACUACAACCCAGAGUCUGAGUUCUGCACGGAGAGCUCCAGUAGUAAAGGCUGCAAGCACAAGGAGAAGAGCAAGCACCACCAGAAUGACGUCAUCAUGGACGCUGGUGGUGGUGCGGGGGUGGAAGAUGGAGGCUCCAGUCCGUAUAAUAAAGAUGGCGGCGUUGCCAACAGCGUGGACAUCUCUGAAGGUGGUGCCUUACGGAAGACGGAUAAGGACGGCAAGGUGGUCAAGAAGCACAAGUUAAAACACAAGGAGAAGGACAAGCCCAGGAGGGAGUAUGAGCCAGAAAGGAACCGCCACCGGCAGAAGGAGGGCGGCAGAAAGGACGGCCACAGGAACCUGGAAUUCGACCGGGAGUUCUGGAAAGAGAACUUCUUCAACGAUGACGACCCUUUGCCUCCAGGGAAAAUGGAGAGGGAGGACUGCGGAUCUCCUCAGAAUACCUCAACGUCGGGCAGCUCUCCUGUGAAGGAAGAGAGAAAAGAGACGAAAGAAAAACACCCCUCUAGCAUCAGCAGCAAGGAGAAAAGGCCGAGAAGAGAAGAGGAACGCUUGAAGAAGGAGAGGAAAGAGACCUUGGCUGUCUGUAAAGAGGAGAGGGGGGGAAAGGAUGGGAAGCUCAGUGAGCGUGAGGAAAGGACUGAGUGCCUAAGCUCUGUACGGGUUUCGGUUCCUGAGGAGACGCAGCGUAACUCCACCAGUGUGAAUGACGAACCGGAGGAGAAACCGGUAACGGGGACCACGUCUACAGCUGAUUCAGACCAGCUGGAUGCCUCUGAGAAAUGCCGGCGGGACAAAUACGACAGGAGGCCUUCUGUAAAGGAACGUGAGGUUGACAAGACGGAUAAAAAGCAUCCCGACAGAGAAAAGAAAGUCAAGAUUGAGCACCCUGAGAAAUCAGAGAAUUCACAGAAUUCCAUGGAUCGCUGGAAAGAGAGGGAGAAGGAAAGGAUGGCAUCCCCUGGUGACAAGAACCACAAAGAGAUUGAGAAGCUCAGAGCCUUGUCCUCGACUAAAAAAUACGAGGAGAGCAAGGACAAGAAGAGCAAAGACAAGCCAGAUAAGAGGAGUGACAGGGAGAGGCUGGAGAGGGAGUACAACGCGGGAGAACACAAAGACAGGACGAGCUUUGAUAAGAAAGGAAAACAACCUUUAGAGAAAUCCAUGGACCACAGUAAAUCCGAUCGCUCUAAGGAAAAGGAGAAAGACAAAGACUGCGAUAAGAAGAAAAGGGAAAAAUCUAAAGACAGCGCUUCCUCAUCUUCCUCCUCCUCUUCUAACCUGAAGCUCCUCUUGGAGGAGAAGGGCUAUGUGUCUGAAAGUUGCAAGACAUUACCAGCAAAACUACUAAAGACAGAGGACCUCCCAAAGACGCCAGAGAAAGACCGAGACAGGAGAGACCGAGAAUCCAGAGACUCGGACAAGCACCGAGAUCGGGACAAAGACCGUUCCAAGGACCGUUCCAAGGAGGGUGGCAAGGCCAGUAAGACCAAACCCAACGAGACGGAGACUGACCGAGACAACCGGUCCAAAGCUAAAGCCUUGACUGCCACCCGGGAAGAGCAGAAGCCCAAAGAGAAACGUCUGGUCAACGAAGACCUGAGGCAGACCAGCUUCGAACGCAUGCUGAGUCUGAAGGACCAGGAGAUUGAACAGUGGCACCGGAAACACCUAGAAAAGAUCAAACAGAAGGAGCGGGAGAGGAUGAAACAACGGCCUUCCUCUACGACGACGGACACAGGGAAGCUCAAAAGCAAAGCCAAAGCCAAGACUACGUCCUCGUCUUCUGGAGAACUGUGCUUGAGCAAAGAAUUGCUUCGCUCCAAGAGCUCUGAAGGCUCCACCGACGUUCACUGUCGCGACAGAGACAAACCCCUUAAGGACAGCACCAGCUCCAGGACCAUGUCUCUGGACGGGAAGGCACUUUCCUGCCUCAGUGGGAAGCUGAUGGCUGGUAUAGAGAACAGCUUGAGCAGGUCACCCAGGCCAGAAAGCGAGCGGUCGGGUCUUAUGUCCAGGUCUGUGUCUAUGAUCUCUGUGGCCAGCUCUGAAGACUCCUGUCAGGCUACAAUGCUGACACCGAGACCUAUUGAGUACGACUCGGAUAUGACCCUGGAAACCUCCCAGGACUUUCAGCUGCCUUUCCUCCUGUCUUCCUUCCUCCCAUAUCCUGCCGUUCACGACAAAGACGACAACAGUCUUCCAGAAGAGCCGGGGCAAGGCAACCAGACUCCGCUGCAGAGCAGACACGCUUCCCCUUGCCUUAGGGCUAUUCUGGACGAAGACGCUAACUGUGCGACGGCGUCUGAGUGCAAACCUAUCGAAACUCUGUCCAAGGUCGCCGUGGUGCCUGCUGCUCAACCCAGUGAAGAGUCCACAAGUGUUCAGCCUUUAGAAACCUGUGCGGAUCCAAAGGAGAGCCAGAGUCAAAGUGAUCCAAUUCAGAUGCUUCCGAAUCUUCCUAAUGCAAUAACAGAUGCAGAUCUCAACACCGAGAGUGAAGGGAACACCGCUUCAGGUGUCUAUCUCCCACCUCAAGCGUCCAACACCAGCGAUCCUCACGUAAAGGACUCCUCAACACUUCAGCAGGCUAGUGUCCAACAGCUAGCUACGCCAGAACAGAGAGGGUUUUCUUCCACCUCUGAUCCUCUCCUAAUACGGGACGUCCAGUGUAUCCCUGUGGAGACCUCCAGUGCGGCACCUGAAUAUAGCAUGAAAGACCUGCCCUCUGAGGACAUGACGCCACUGGUGACAUUAUCUUCUCUAUCCUGUCAACUGCCGUUCUCCAGCACCGAAACUACAUCUCUCUCUGCUAGCCAGUCACGGGAAACCCUCCUUCCAAACACCAGUACGGUGACCUCACAGCAGACGAAGACAGAGAUUAAUGGAGAUCUGGUUCUUGAUUCUAAAGAUAAAACUCCAGUUGAGAGUGGAGCUAGCAGCGCUGAAAACAGAGCAGCUGUAGAGAGCCUUCAGAGUGCGUUAGGAGCGUCUAGACCUGGAUGGAUGGACAACCCAGUAGCCUCCACCAGCAAACACCCACCACCCAGCGCUAGCUCAGAGGACUCCAUGAUGACCACCAGCAAACCCAAGGAUUCUCAAGAGGAGAUGGACACUGAUGGGAACAGUAAAGACUGUAAGAAAUCCAGAUUCUCCAGUGACAUUGUGGGUCCUAGCGAUCCUCAGCCGGACAAAAACUAUCCUACUGGCCAGCUUACAUCAUCCGCUCUGUCGCGCUGCUCGAGCCCUGAACACAAGGAAGAAGAAGAACCUUCUGACGCUCCUGAGAAGUGGAGAGGUCCUGAGGCCAUGUCAACAGAAAAGGCUAGCUGUUGGUCUUCAUCAGAGGGCAGUAGUAUGGUCACCGUCCCCGAAGUGAAGUCAGAGCCAUGCCAAGAGCCUACCUCUGAGGAGAGACCAGAAGGACAGACUCCCUCGAUUGUUGGAUCAGACCAGACCCAGAGUGUUUCUGGACAGAGUUGUAACUUCCAGCAGGGCUCCCGGACAGACCAGAGUGGUAGUAGUGGUAGUUACAGCUGCAGUGGGUUUUCUGCUAGCUCUUCCCCCCAGUCUGGGGACAGAGACUCUGACUCCUCCGGGGCUAAGGCCAAGGUCCUCUCCCUAACCAUGGAAGAGGACCAGGACUUCCAGCAGACCCAUCCCAGGAAGAGGAAGAUGCCCAGGUUUUCUACCUCCAACCAGGCUGGAGGCAGCAUGCAGCAGGAGUCUCUGGCGGCCAUCGUUGACUCUCUGAAGCUGGAGGAGAUUCAGCCGUACCAGACGGAGAGGGCCAACCCUUACUACGAGUUCCUGCACAUCCGCAAGAAGAUCGAGGAGAAGCGUAAAGUGUUGCUGAGCGUCAUCCCCCAGCCGCCGCAGUAUUACGACGAAUACGUGACUUUUACUGGCUCCUACCUGCUAGACGGGAACCCGCUCAGCAAACUCUGUAUUCCAACUAUAACUCCACCUCCGUCUCUACCGGACCAACUGAAGGAGAUGUUUAAACAACAGGAAGUUGUUCGUAUGAAGCUACGCUUGCAACACAGCAUUGAACGGGAAAAGUUGAUUGUUUCCAACGAGCAGGAAGUGUUACGAGUCCACUACCGGGCCGCCAGAACGCUAGCCAAUCAGACGCUCCCGUUCAGUGCAUGCACCGUGCUAUUGGACGCCGAAGUGUAUAACAUGCCUCAGGAUGCCCAGGCAAGUGGCAUGAUGUCACGAACUGUAGAAUCAGGUGACCAAGAUGGCAAGACGUCGGUGCGGGAUCGUUUCAACGCCCGCCAGUUCAUGUCCUGGUUACAAGAUGUGGACGACAAGUUUGAUAAACUCAAGACGUGUCUUCUGAUGAGGCAGCAGCACGAGGCAGCAGCUCUUAAUGCUGUCCAACGUCUCCAUUGGCAGCUGAAACUCCAGGAGCUGGAUCCAGUCGUGUACAAGUCCACCUCCAUCUUCGAGAUAUCCGAGUUCUACAUCCCCCUGGUAGAGGUCAACGACGACUUUGACCUCACGCCCAUAUGACCCGUGACCUUUAGGCUCGGACCGGCAGUCAGGGGACCGAUGAUUAGGAAGGAUCAUCUAGUGGCCCAUCUACCGGUGAUGAGGAGAUGGAGGGAUGAAGGGAUGGAAAUCGUGAGGCACUUGGAACAUGGAUAUGUGUAGAGAGCACCACGUGUGUGUAUGUGUGUGUGUGUGUGUGUGUGUGUGUGUGUGUGAGCAGCACUUCUCGACAUGUGGCUAUUUUACCACUGAGCUCCUAUGGUAGACACCACAGACCUCCCUCCUACACCAAGAGGCCUGGCCUUAUCCUCCCUAGUGGCACACUGACUGCUUAUUCUGUUCUGGACAGGCCUGGAGCUCCACCAAGGCUCGGGGGCCCAGACCAUUCACUUACCCCAGGGGCCAGGGCCCGAGGCUGGGUAAAGGUUGGGGCAGCGCCAGGUGCUGCUGUCUGCUGAGAGGAGAGCGCGCCAGAGAGACCAAGCAUGGAUACUAUCCCUAUAUAGGGCACUAUGUGAAGUGUAUAGAAAAUAGGGUGCCAUUUCUGAUGUUUCCUAUGGAGUCGACCAUCUCUCUGCCCUCUACACCUCCUGAUGUUCCCUAUGGAGUCGACCAUCUCUCUACACCUCCUGAUGUUCCCUAUGGAGUCGACCAUCUCUCUACACCUCCUGAUGAUCCCUAUGGAGUCGACCAUCUCUCUGCCCUCUACACCUCCUGAUGUUCCCUAUGGAGUCGACCAUCUCUCUGCACCUCCUGAUGUUCCCUAUGGAGUCGACCAUCUCUCUGCACCUCCUGAUGAUCCCUAUGGAGUCGACCAUCUCUCUACACCUCCUGAUGUUCCCUAUGGAGUCGACCAUCUCUCUACACCUCCUGAUGAUCCCUAUGGAGUCGACCAUCUCUCUGCCCUCUACACCUCCUGAUGUUCCCUAUGGAGUCGACCAUCUCUCUGCACCUCCUGAUGUUCCCUAUGGAGUCGACCAUCUCUCUGCACCUCCUGAUGUUCCCUAUGGAGUCGACCAUCUCUCUACACCUCCUGAUGAUCCCUAUGGAGUCGACCAUCUCUCUGCCCUCUACACCUCCUGAUGUUCCCUAUGGAGUCGACCAUCUCUCUGCACCUCCUGAUGUUCCCUAUGGAGUCGACCAUCUCUCUGCACCUCCUGAUGUUCCCUAUGGAGUCGACCAUCUCUCUGCACCUCCUGAUGUUCCCUAUGGAGUCGACCAUCUCUCUACACCUCCUGAUGUUCCCUAUGGAGUCGACCAUCUCUCUGCCCUCUACACCUCCUGAUGUUCCCUAUGGAGUCGACCAUCUCUCUGCCCCCUGCACCUCCCUCGUCGAGCAGGGUUACAAAACAGGAGAAGGAGAAAAAAACCCCAUUUAAAUUCAGCUUUUGUUUUUAAGUGUUUAUUACAUCGUACACAGACUUGCUUUUUUAACUUAUUUUCUACAGACAGAUUGUGCAUUUGUAAAUAACCCAUGUAAUGAUGGUUUGAAACUUGUACAGAAAAAAAUAACUAAUAAAUAUUUUGAUUGUAAAACUCUUUUUUUCUUUUUAGAAGUUUUCGUCUGUUUUAAUGGACCAAAAUUUAAUUUAAAAUUUUUAUUGAGUCCGUGUGCUCUUUCUCUCUGUCAAGGUCCUUGUUGUUGUUGUUACUGUUGUUGAAAUCAAUGUUGUUGGCGUAACUCUUUGAGAAUGUCGGGGUCAGAUUCUGUUGUUCUUUUGGUUCUAUCAUUUUUGUUUUGUUUUUUUGUUUUUGGAGUUGGAUCCACGCACCACAUCAACGUGUUAUUUCUUUGACUGGUGAUUUGGAUGCUGUUGCCGUUUGUAGCUCUUAUUUCCUGAUCCCAGAAGAAGCUCUACCGUGGACUGUUGUGAUGGAGGUUUAACUGAAGUCACUCAGCUCUUUCCCUUUCGUUUUGUUCUGUCCUUUCACAAAGUUUGUGUCUGAAAUGGGACCCUAUUCCCUAUAUAGUGCGCUACUUUUGACCCCAAAUGGCACCCUAUUUCCUAUAUAGUGCACUACUUUAGACCAGGGCCCUAUGCAGGCUCUUGUCAAAAAGUAUUGCAGACCUGCCAACCUGCGUGCAGUUUGCGUAACAUAGGCAAAGUACUCUGCUAUGAAAAACAACUGUAAAAUACAUAUGAACAGGCUUCUAGUUUGCAGAAUGAGUUUUUUUUUUUAGGUAGUUUGCUCCUUUGCUGAGGGGUCAUUACGGCAAAGGUAGUUAGCUACAGCGUUUAGUCAACUAAGCGAGAACACGUUCUUGGCUGCACAUUUUGAUUUCCGUCGUGGUAGUAGGUCGGGAGCGCAUUAACGAGAAGAAGGAAACGUGUUGCUGAAGUUCAGUGCGCGUCGCCGUGUGGAACAGACAUGGCAGAGAGCUGCUGUUUCCCGCUGAUACCUUUUCUAUGAAGGUAUGUCAGACUGUUAAACAUUAGCAGGCAUUAUGUUAACGAGUACAUUGCAGUAAUUUCAUUAUUCUGAAUUUUCUCCACAAACAACAAAAUAAAGAAGCCAGUUUAUAUUUGACUGACUAAGGACAUAAAGACAGUUAUUUGUUAGAAUAGUCAUUACCGGGGUGGCACAGUGUAAAUGCUCUAAGGCUGUGCCACCAGAGAUUCUGGGUUCAAAUACAGACUGUCGCUGCCGGCUGUGACCAGGAGAACCAUGGGGCGGCGCACAAUUGGCCCAGCGUCCUUAGGGGAGGGGUUUGGCCGGGCAGGGAUGAUCCUUGUCCCAUCGCGCUCUAGCGACUCCUCUGGCAGACCGGGCGCAGUGCACGUUGACACGGUCGUCAGGUGUACGGUGUUUCCUCCGGUUUGGCUUCCGGGUUAAGUGGGCAUUAUGUCAAGAAGCGGUGUGGCUUGGUUGGUUUGUGUUUCGGAGGACGCACGGCUCUCGACCUUCGCCUCUCCCGAGUCCGUACGGGAGUUGCAGGGAUGAGACUGUAACUACCAAUUGGAUACCAUGAAAUUGGGGAAAAGAAGAAGAUUAGAUCUGCAAAUACAAGAAUAGUCAUUACCCCUAAAUUGAACCUAGAAAAAUGUGUUACUGAGACCACCACAAUUUAAUUUAAGAGCAAACACAAGACUUCUUGUUUGAUUAUAAUUUAAGACUAGGUUUCAGGAGAGGAGUUACAGGUUUUUCAAAAGUGCUCCAAUUUCCUGAGGUUGAAGUUGACUGACCCCCCAACCUUAGUCCUACAUCAGUCCCACCUUGUCAGAAAGCCCUGAUUUGUACAUUUUAAAUGUAUUUUUAGUUAGCUAGUGAAAGAAAAACAGCUAAUUACCAAGUACCCAUAGCUGGCUAUAGCCUACAAUUCCUCUUGAGGCAUUCAACAUCAUUAUUAGGCUCAAAUCGGAUUUGUUAGGCCUAUGAUUUGAGCAGUCUGGGUGCUGUUGGGGUCUAGAGUGUCGCCAGCGCUGAAGUGGUACUCAUUUAAAAAAAAAAAAAAUAUUCAGAUAUAUUAGUGAACUAUGC